This is a messenger RNA of Adineta steineri, 537 nucleotides long. Lineage: Eukaryota; Metazoa; Rotifera; Eurotatoria; Adinetida; Adinetidae. The record is from the annotation of a GenBank genome assembly.
AUGGUAUCAGACACUAUUGCUGUACCAUCACUCUACGUGAUCAAAGGUAUUAUUAUCUUAGAUAAUGAUGGUAACCGUAUUUUAGCUAAAUAUUAUAAUCAAUCUUAUGCAACUAUAAAAGAGCAAAAAGAAUUCGAAAAAUCUUUAUUUAAUAAAACACAUAAAGGUUCCGGAGAUGUUAUCCUUCUUGAUAACUGGACAAUUGUUUAUCGUAAUAAUGUUGAUUUACUUUUCUACGUUAUGGGUAGCACAAACGAAAACGAAUUAAUGUUAAAUGCUGUUUUGACAUGUUUAUUUGAAUCUUUAAGUACAAUGUUACGAAAAAAUGUUGAAAAACGAUAUCUCUAUGAAAAUCUCGAUUUAGUUAUGCUUACACUUGAUGAAAUUUGUGAUGAUGGAAUUAUCCUCGAAUCGGAUCCAAUGUUAAUUGCACAACGUGUUCAAUUACGUCAAGAUGAUAUUCCAUUAGGCGAACAAACGGUUUCGCAAGUACUUAAUCAUGCGAAAGAACAGAUCAAAUGGUCAUUGCUUAAAUAA